UGAUUCAUCCUCGUUUUGAACCCGGUUAGAUGUCGGCCAUUUUGAUUAUGUCUACCAGCACGUAAAAAACGGCAUGAAAAUAUGGUUUCUAUAUGAAGUGAGAAAUAUCGAAAAUUUGGUAUCGAGAAUCAUACUUUCCGCACUUUACAUUAACCUUCUUUCCUGUAUUAUAUGCGUAUUACGUAGUACAUGGUGAGAUUCGAGGCACGCUUUGUCGUGCUUAAACCAGAUUUUUCGGGUCUUUAGUAUAGGUGUUCAUAGUCGUACAUAAUUAAAAGAAGAUUCUGAAAAUAUUGAAAUACCCCGUGCCAUUAAAAGUGUGUCAACAUUUGACAAGGAAAUUGUAUCGACGUAGCAAUCACCUGCAGCAGUUACAACGCUGCAAUUCUAACAGCCCCACCAUGCCGACGGCAAGCCGAGCACGAGUGUAUGCUGAUGUAAACAAUCACCGUCCUCGUGAAUAUUGGGACUAUGAGUCUCACGUUGUGGAAUGGGGGCAGCAGGAUGACUAUCAGAUUGUGAGGAAGCUUGGUCGAGGGAAGUACAGUGAGGUUUUUGAGGCCAUCAAUGUCACAAAUAAUGAAAAAUGUGUCAUCAAAAUAUUAAAGCCAGUGAAAAAGAAGAAAAUCAAAAGGGAAAUUAAAAUAUUAGAGAAUUUGCGAGGUGGCACUAAUGUUAUAGCAUUAUUGGCCAUUGUAAAGGACCCUGUGUCAAGAACACCAGCACUUGUCUUCGAGCACAUCAACAACACAGAUUUCAAGCAACUGUACCAGACCUUUACAGAUUACGAUAUAAGAUUCUACUUGUAUGAAUUACUAAAGGCUCUAGACUAUUGUCACAGUAUGGGUAUCAUGCAUAGGGAUGUUAAGCCACACAACGUGAUGAUAGACCAUGAAAACAGAAAGUUGAGGUUGAUAGACUGGGGUCUGGCUGAGUUCUACCAUCCAGCCAUGGAGUACAAUGUCCGUGUUGCCUCCAGAUACUUCAAAGGUCCAGAGCUGCUUCUAGAUUAUCAGAUGUAUGACUAUUCACUAGACAUGUGGAGUUUAGGUUGCAUGUUUGCCAGCAUGAUCUUCAGAAAGGAGCCAUUCUUUCACGGGCAUGACAACUAUGAUCAAUUGGUUCGAAUAGCAAAGGUUCUUGGCACUGAUGAUCUAUACGCGUACAUUGAAAAAUACCAGAUAGACUUAGACCCCAGGUUUAAUGACAUACUUGGAAGGCAUUCUCGUAAGAGGUGGGAGCGGUUUGUUCACAGUGAGAACCAGCACCUGGUGUCCCCAGAGGCCCUGGACUACCUGGACAAGCUGCUGCGCUAUGACCACCAGGAGAGGCUCACCGCCAGGGAAGCCAUGGAACAUCCAUACUUCUACCCAAUAGUGAAGGAACAAGGUCGUAUGGCGUCCAUGUCGGGGCACAACUCCCCGCCUGUGCCAACCUCAGGACAAGUUGGAGCGACUGGCACUGACAUGAGAAGAGGCAGCGUAAACUCUUCUGUAGCAGUGUCGGCCACUCCUGUCCUUGCUGGGGUUAUCUCCUCUCUACCAAACAGUGCUACUGCUUCAGCCCAGUCUUAGAACACACUUGUGCUGACAUUUACAGAGCUUAUUACUAUAGCAAUGUGUGUCUGUUGUCACUCCUAUCAACUUGAGUUGCUACUUCAGUCACCGUCACUAUCAGUAUUGACUAUGUGCUGUAAUUUAUAAAGAUCAUAAUUAUACAUGUACCGCUAUAAUAAGGUGACCUGCAAAUUUCUAAAUUGUGCAGUCCAGUUUAUGUUGUCAUUGUUAUGCAGCUUAAAACAGUAGCUUGAUUUGGAUUACAUCAUUUUAAAUGCAAAGAUUAUCUGUCUGAGGAAUGUGAGAAACAAUAAUAUAAAGGCAUGGCCAUGAAUAUGAUUAUGUUUCAUCUUCACUAUUCACCCAAUCUUCCAACCUAUACUUCUCACCCAAAUGUUGGCGUACAUAUAUUGCUAUGGUGAAUGUAAACUUGCAACAUUUUAAUCACUGUUUCUAGACAGGCAUUCAACUAAAAAUUCAUUUUGUGUUUUGGGGUUACUGUUUGAGGUCACUGACCAAUUUCCAUAACUCUGACCUGCAAUUAAGCACAAUUAUCCGCUUUUUGUACUUAAAAAAUUUUGGUAAGCAUUUGUAUUGAACAACUAUCUAUAGAUGAAAAGCAGACCUAGUAUAGAGUUUCAUUUAGGGCUAUUUGGUUGAAGGUCAAGGCAACUGCUGUUUUCCUGAAUAACUUCAUUUAUAAUGUAUUGUACAGAUAUUGUGUGCGAAGUUGUUUACAAGCUGAUCCAGCGGGGAUUGUGUUUUGGGCCAGUGGCGUGAAGGUCACUUUUAAUAAAAAUAGACACAAGUGUUUCUGCUCUAUGACUUCAGUUUUAAUGCAGGUAUUGUACUGUAAUUUUGUUUGUAGGUAGCUUACAUGCAGAUCUAAGGUGGGUUUGCAUUUGGGGCCAGUUGGACCAAGUUAUGGUAACUGUUACUAAAAUAAAUAAAGUUUUUUUCUGCUCUAUGACUAGAGGUUGGAUGGAGGUAUUGUGUUGUGAAUUUGUUUGUUGGUAGCUUAGUUGCACAAUUUGCUUUCAAUCUAGAUUAAAUUCAACUAAAUACAAUGUUAAAUAGCUAAAAAUCUAUCUUUUGGCAUUUUUAUAUUUUUCGUUAUUUAUAAAUUUUCAUCUUUGAGUUCACAUAUACUAUUCUACUACUACUUCUACAGCUAUUAAACUUUAAAUUUGUCUUUGUGGUCGUUAUAACAGGUGACUAACAAAAUGUACACUUUACUAUCGAACUGGUAAAAUGUAGUCUAGAGUGCUUUCUUGGGAAAGCUUUUGAUUUGGAUUUUUAUGCCCCCGGAUCAAUUGAUUGGGGGUAUAUUGUUUUUGUCCUGUCUGUCAUUCUGUCCCAAAAUUUUUACCUUGGUCAUUACUUUUGCAUUAUUGAUGAUAGCAACUUGAUAUUUGGCAUGCAUGUGUAUCUCAUGGAGCUGCACAUUUUGAGUGGUGAAAGGUCAAGGUUAUCCUUCAAGUUCAAAUAUAUGGCUUCCAAGCAGCGCAGUAGGGGCCAUUGUGUUUCACAAACACAGCUCUUGUUUAUUUUUAUUGUUUGAAUGAUAUUUUGUACUGUAAGAAUGAGUUAACAGUUGAAAUUGUUCACAGUUUAUUAAAUGGAUGUUUUGCUCCACUGUGCACACCAUACUGUGUUGAGCUUUGUAAUUGUCUUUAAUAGUCAUUUGUCAUCAGCUUGUACCCAGUAAAAACUUCAUCAGCCACAUUGAUGGGUCAAUAAUCAUCAUACGUGCUUGCACUGUUUAUUUCAACUAUAUUUUGGAGGAAAUAGUUCAUAUCGAAAAGUACGAAAAUGAACCUGAUGAUGUUACAAGUACAGGAUCACAAGGAGUCACCAGACUUAAAAAGCAUGUAAAUGCGCUAAGAAAGUAGUUGUUCCUUUGUCACUUGGGUAAGUGAUGACGAACCUUGUGGCAUUCUUUUUGAAAUAUGAAAUUAUAGAGUCCUGCAGCAUUAUGGCAUGAGUAUUACAGAGUUAUUACAGCAUGGUUCCACCAGCUUCCAGCCACAGUUUGCUUAGCUCAUGCACUAUCCUGCUUUUGAGCGGCAGCUUCAGCUUGUAGUACUUGAUGUAUUAAUGGAUGUUCUAGACUUAAAUCAACAGUAAAAAUUCUAGUUUUUCAACUUGGAGCAAAUGUAUUUUGUGCAAUAUAUCUGACCUUUCAACAAAUGUGCAUGUGUUUUUGUGAGAAGUUAUCAUCCUGAAGUGUGGAUACUCUGUCAUUUUAAGUCGUAUUCAAGUAUGAACAGUUGGCUGCAAUAAUUUAGUAUUUCACCACAAGGUUUUCAUUAAACAAAGAUUAUUUUUCCAAAAGAUGCUUAACAGCUUUACAUCUGUUUGUCUGUAAAUAAACAUAUUUUUGCUUGUUAAGCAUGCAGGAGUGGCAGCAUCAAUAGAUUUCCAAACUGUCAUGAAUGGAACUAUAUGCAUAAUAUAUCCUUUACCCGACUCGAGUUUGCUCUUUUAUCAAAGUCCUUGUUGCUAUUAAGAGACCAAACGCAAUAUUGUAAUGGAACUCCAUUCGUAGAUACUCUAUACCAGUAGCUAGACAUUGCAUGAAGUAGCACAACCAUAUUGGGUAAGUGUGAUCACGGUCACUAGUUUUGAAAAUAAGAGACUUUAUUGCUUGAGAAUUAAUUUAGCUUUGUUUAAUACCAAAACAAAUGGUGUGUUUUAAAUUGCUGGUAUAUGUUGAAGAACAGUCUACUUGACUGUUCUCCUACUGCUCUUAUGUUUCCCUUUUAUUUUUACAGAAGCACCGGUAGCUGGUGUUUCACUGGUUGCUAACAAUCUUGGCAACGGCAACUGUUCCUUAAAAUAUCAAUUAAAAAAAACAGCUCAAAAAUGCCCUUUUAAGUUCUUAGUAGCGGAGUACUUUAAAAUAUAACUGGCUUGCUACUCAAUUUUGUUUUUGGAGAACACUGGUACAUGUCUGUGUGGAUUAACAAUUAACCAACAUUGUUUAUUUGUCCUGUUAGAAUUGAGGUAUAUCGCUCCAACUUUUUUCUUUUCUAAUGUUCUCAAUUCUUUUUUUCAUGCUUUUAAGUGUUUUAAGAUCACCUGAGCACAGAAUGCUCAUGUUGAGCUAUUGGGAUACAGAGAUGUCUGUCAUCUGUCAGUCCAUCAACAUUUUCUUCCCACCUUAUUUCUUGAACCCAUGGGCAGAAUUUCACAGGAAUGUUGCAUGGGUGGUCGUAUAUAAAAAAAUGUAUCAUCCCAGACUGUUGAUUAAUUAGGUCGUUAGACCCAAAAAGGGGAUGUUAAAAUUUGACUUCAAAAAUCUCAAACAGGUAUGUUACGUUAUACUGUGGCCCUCUACGAAGUUUGUUAACAUUAAUCUUCAGGUGUCUCAACUGGCCUCACUCUGGGGGUCACACAUUUUAAAUAGACUUAAAUUGGGAAAACCUUUUAAAAUAUCUAAAGUCCAAAUCUUUUAUAUUUGAUAUAUAAGCAUCAUCUUGAAAUCCUCCACAUCAUGCCCCUGGGAGUCAAAAGUGGCCUUAGUUCAGGAUCACCAGUUUGUCCUCUGGGACAGCAAGGUCCAGAGGUUUGAUAUUUAAUAAUGUCACAUCAGAUAGUGUUCCUCUACAAAGUUUGUUCAAAUUAUUUCCUUUAUGUCAAAUCUGGCCACGUGCCAUUUGUCUUUUAGUCUUUUAAUAUAGCAAAACAACUUAAAACAUUUUCUUCUUUAAAAUAACAAGGUUUGUAUGUGUUAUGUUUGGUACGUAAUAUCAGAUAGUGGUUCUCUGCUUAGAUAAUUAAAAUUAUGCCUCGGGGGCUAAAAUUGGCAACAUCCAUGUAGUGGUGUGGAAUGUUUUAUGUAGACUCGCUGUUUAACUUACUCCCCUGACAUGAAAAGUAGCCCAAACCAGGGGUCUAUCGCAUUUAACAGUUUUUCAGGUGAGCAUUUAAUGAUCAUUAGGGUCCUCUUGUUAAUUACAGGUUUUUAUUAAGUUCUAGGUUUGAUUUUGUGUAUGCAAAAUGUGGAGUUAAUAACAUGUUAGGAGACAACUAUCUUGGUGCUGCUAUGAAGACUUGCUAAUUUUUUAUAUGUUUUACUUAUUUGCAGGCUCUCAUUGGUUGUCAACUUGUAUUUCAAUUUAUCAUGUGUAUUAUGUUUUAAACUAUAUUAAUAUGACUGUAAGUUUAGUUAAAAAUCAUUAAAUGAAGGAUACAUGAUUGUUGUUAGGGGUAAUUUGUUCUAUGUUUUGCAUUUGAAUGGGCGCUGAUGUGCCUCUCAUAGUCUGUAAAGAAUGAAUGAUGAUGUGACUAUAGCUAAUAAAGUACUUUGUAAACUGAUUAAA
Messenger RNA from Dreissena polymorpha, 5881 nucleotides. Its product is annotated as casein kinase II subunit alpha. NCBI's taxonomy places the organism in Eukaryota, Metazoa, Mollusca, Bivalvia, Myida, Dreissenidae. The coding region runs from base 402 to 1574 and encodes 390 amino acids. Gene Ontology annotation, cellular component: cytosol; nucleus; protein kinase CK2 complex. Gene Ontology annotation, biological process: protein phosphorylation. Gene Ontology annotation, molecular function: protein serine/threonine kinase activity; ATP binding. The record is from RefSeq and is a predicted model, not a curated record. The transcript is spliced from 13 exons.